Molecule: messenger RNA, 840 nt
Organism: Diorhabda sublineata
Lineage: Eukaryota; Metazoa; Arthropoda; Insecta; Coleoptera; Chrysomelidae
Exons: 1
Coding region: 1-840 (279 amino acids)
Source: RefSeq, a predicted model, not a curated record
AUGAUACUGGGAGAUUUUAAUGGAAGGAUUGGUAACGAGGUUAUUAGUGGAAUUAAGAAUCGGUUUAACGAAGAAACACUCAACAGCAAUGGAGAACAACUCAUACAAUUCUGUGCACAUAAUGAACUACGCAUUAACAACACGUUUUAUCCCCAUAAACAACAGCACAAGUAUACGUUCGAGAACACAAGAGGACAUAAAUCGAUUAUAGACUACAUUAUUACAAACAGAAAUAUUCAUCCCUCAAAAAUAUUAGAUGUCAGAACAUUAACCUCAGUAAACACAGGGACUAACCACCAUAUAGUGCUAGCCCUAAUGCGGAACUCCUUACAAAGGAAAAUCCAGAACAAACCGAAAGUGACAGAAAAGCUGAACAUAGAAAGCCUUAGCGAUGAUACCACAAAAUACCUCUACCAGCAAAGACUAAGGAAGGCAAUAAAUGAAAACAAGAUCUUGAAAGAUGAUACCGUAGAACUAGCAUGGAAAAGAUUAAGUACUAAUAUAAGGACAGCUGCAGAAGAGGCAUUAGGCAAACGAAAGGUGAACCUAAACGGAAAGCCCAACACGAAACCAUGGUUCACACACGAAAUCAAAUCACUUGCGAAAGAAAAAAGGAAAGCAUAUCUUCUAUAUAGAAUUCAAACAAUUACAUAUGCUGAUUACAAAGUCGUGAGGAAUAGGACAAAUAUGGAAAUACAAACGAUUAAGAGACAAUUCUGGGAGAAAUACUCAUCAGACAUGGAAAACGACUUAUAUGGGGGACAAAAAAAGAUCUGGAAUAUGAUAAGGAACAUCAAAAGACCAAUCAAUGAAUACAUCCACACGAAAACAAUAACGUAA